AUGACCGUCCCUUCCAAGACCAAGGACUUUGAGAUUGCCAUCGUGGGCGGCGGCAUCGCUGGCCUCGUGCUCGCUCUCGCUCUCCACAACCGCGGCAUCCCUAUCACGGUGUACGAGCGUUCUGCCAAGUUCGGAGAGAUCGGCGCCGGAGUCUCGUUCACCCCCAACGCGGUCAAGGCCAUGAAGAUCUGUUACGAGGGUGUGUACGAGGGCUUCGAGCGCGUCUGCACCAGGAACAUGUGGUCGUCAAAGCUCCAGACAUACUUUGACUAUGUCUCCAGCUAUGAGGAAGGCAAGGUCGUCGACGAGACCAUCGCCUUUUCCACGACCACUUCCCUGGGUCAGAACGCCGUGCACCGUGCCCACUUCCUGGACGAGAUGGUCAAGCUUGUCCCUCCUGAGAAGUGCAUCUUCAACAAGCACCUCAUCAACAUCACCCAGGCGCCGAACGGCAGGCAGGUGAUGCACUUUGGAGACGGAACCACCGCCGAGGCCGACGCAAUUGUCGGCUGCGACGGUAUCAAGUCGCGUGUUCGUGCUACGAUGUAUGGAGCCGACCACCCCUGCGUUACCCCUUCUUUCACGAACAAGAUUGCCUACCGCGGUCUGGUCCCCAUGGAAAAGGCCACCGAGGCUAUUGGUGCCGAGUUUGCCCAGAAUGCGGUCAUGCACCUUGGCAAGAACGGACACAUCCUCACCUUCCCUGUGGCUCACGGCAAGACUAUGAACAUUGUUGCGUUCCACGAGAGCGAUGGAAACUGGGAGGACACAGAACGCCUCACUAAGCCUGGCAGGCGUGAGGACGCCCUUCGUGACUUUGCUGGGUGGAGCGACAACGUCACCAAGUUGCUGUCCAUGUGCGAGGAGGAACUCCCGAUUUGGGCCAUCUUCGACACCGGUGCGAACCCUGUGCCGAGCUUCGUCAAGGGCAACGUUGCCCUCAUGGGUGAUGCCGCUCACGCGACCUCCCCUCACCACGGUGCUGGUGCCGGAUUCUGUGUCGAGGACGCGGCAUACCUGGCAUGUCUCUUGCAGAGCCCUGCAGUCCAGACCUCUGAGGACCUUGCUGCGGCGUUCCAGGCGUACAACGAUGCCCGCCUCGACCGCGGUCACUGGGUCGUCCAGAGCAGUCGCUACCUCGGCAAGAUGUACGACUGGAUGUCUGUCGAAGGCAACGACAUGGACAAGAUUGCCACCGAGCUGCGCAAGCGUAACGCCAUCAUUUACGACUUUGACGUUGAGGGAGGCAUUGCCCAGUCGGUGGCUGAGCUUGAGGCCAAGCUCGGUAAGAGCGGUAAGAAGUAG
Messenger RNA from Apiotrichum porosum, 1305 nucleotides. RefSeq lists its product as uncharacterized. Bases 1 to 1305 code for a protein of 434 amino acids. Gene Ontology annotation, molecular function: FAD binding. The record is from RefSeq and is a predicted model, not a curated record. Lineage: Eukaryota; Fungi; Basidiomycota; Tremellomycetes; Trichosporonales; Trichosporonaceae. The transcript is spliced from 3 exons. Gene Ontology annotation, biological process: secondary metabolite biosynthetic process.